AUGAUGGUAGACGGCGAGUCGCUGCACCUGACGCGUGUCGGCAUCGUGCGUCUCGAGGUUCUCGCGCGUGGCGCGGACGCGGUCGUGACGCUCACGGAUGUGUACAUGGAGCCACGACUGGAAAAGAACAUCGUGCAGUACGGCAAGCUUGAGAACAAAAUAUUUGCCCUUGUGCACGACGGCGACAAGAUCUAG
This is a messenger RNA of Peronospora matthiolae, 195 nucleotides long. The record is from the annotation of a GenBank genome assembly. NCBI's taxonomy places the organism in Eukaryota, Oomycota, Peronosporomycetes, Peronosporales, Peronosporaceae.